AUGGGAGGCACAGUCGCUUCAAAGCUGAACACUCCCACCACAAGUCAAUCAAUCCAUCGCCAGAGUCAGUUCCCUCUUCCACAUACGGACAGCACCACGCCCAAACUACUUCUUCAAGUUUCUCUCGCUCUUUCCAAGAUAGUUAACUUCCCCCGCCUCUCCACCCUCCCCCUUGUGGCUUUGGGAGUCCUCACCUCCCAGGUCACCGCAGAACCUGCCGUUGCCGAAGUGGCCGAAGUCACCACCCGCUUCUGGUUCUCCGAAUGGGUAGACUCCAUCAUCGCUGACCCGUCCACCGCUCUGUCUCCUCAGGAAGCCGUGCAGGCGUAUCUUGAUACCGCAAAUGCUACUUUGCCGGCUACUUCUGGUGCCGAGAAGCGCGGUUGGGAUGCCCAAGUAAUUUGUGAUGCAAAUGAUGGUAGAGACAGAGUUAAGGUCGCCGACGCCGUCUUUUGCAUCAACUACCAUGCCGGCGCGGGCCAAGUGGCGUGCCCCGGUCGGCUGAUAACCAAUGGGCCCUGGCCCCAAAGGGUCUGGUGCAAUUGGCAUGGCGCGUUGUUUUGGCCGGACAAUAAUGAUGUUAGCACGUAUCCUACUUGCCAGGCCAUUGCCCAGAUGUACGGGGUCAUUAUGGACACAUGCACCACGCCUGAUGGGACGGUGGGGGGUUAUAGGUUGAAGGACCUGACGGGUACUAAGACCGGGGGCUAUCUUGGCUACACGCACUUUUCAUUCUAAGUCAAUCGUUGAACGCGACCCUUCGGUUUCUACCUGUAGGUUGGCUCGGUAAGCCGGACGGGACGGUAGAGGGAUAUCGUCAGACGACUCUGAACGGGAUCAACAACGGUGUUUGAAUUGGUAGCAACCAAGGCCUCAAAUAAGGUCGGACAUUUUAUACCCGGAGCUCACUUUGCG
This is a messenger RNA of Neurospora tetraspora, 915 nucleotides long. RefSeq lists its product as uncharacterized. Lineage: Eukaryota; Fungi; Ascomycota; Sordariomycetes; Sordariales; Sordariaceae. The record is from RefSeq and is a predicted model, not a curated record. Bases 1 to 738 code for a protein of 245 amino acids. The transcript has 3 exons.